Colletotrichum graminicola M1.001 is the source of this 825-nucleotide messenger RNA. Its product is annotated as adenylate kinase. The record is from RefSeq and is a predicted model, not a curated record. NCBI's taxonomy places the organism in Eukaryota, Fungi, Ascomycota, Sordariomycetes, Glomerellales, Glomerellaceae. Gene Ontology annotation, cellular component: cytoplasm; mitochondrion. The coding region runs from base 1 to 825 and encodes 274 amino acids. The transcript has 4 exons. Gene Ontology annotation, molecular function: ATP binding; AMP kinase activity. Gene Ontology annotation, biological process: ADP biosynthetic process.
AUGAGCAGCCUCAUUGAAGAAGCAGUCAAGAAGCUGACCAGCACGGUCGAGAGCCUCGAGUCCAGAAUCAAGUCUCUGGAGGACCGCGCCGCCGGUGGUUCUGGCAAGCCCACCGCCGAGGAGGUUCGCAUGAUUCUCAUUGGCCCGCCCGGUGCCGGCAAGGGCACCCAAGCCCCCAAGAUCAAGGAGAAGUUCAACUGCUGCCAUUUGGCCACUGGCGAUAUGCUGCGAUCCCAAGUCGCCAAGAAGACUCCGCUCGGCCGGGAAGCCAAGAAGAUCAUGGACCAAGGCGGUCUCGUUAGCGAUGACAUCGUCAUUGGCAUGAUUAAGGAAGAGUUGGAGAACAACAAGGAGUGCAAGGGAGGUUUCAUCCUCGACGGUUUCCCCCGCACCGUCCCCCAGGCCGAGGGUCUUGACGCCAUGCUCAAGGCGCGCAACCAGAAGCUCCAGCACGCCGUCGAGCUGCAGAUCGACGACUCUUUGCUCGUCGCCCGCAUCACUGGCCGUCUGGUCCACCCCGCCAGCGGACGUAGCUACCACAGCACCUUCAACCCUCCCAAGAACUACAUGAAGGACGACAUUACCGGAGAGCCCCUUAUCCAGCGCAGCGACGACAACGCCGAGGCCCUCAAGAAGCGUCUGGCCACGUACCAUUCCCAGACCGCCCCCGUUGUCGGUUACUACAAGCAGACCGGCAUCUGGAAGGGCCUCGACGCGUCGCAAGAGCCCGGCCAGGUCUGGAAGAACAUGCUCGAUAUCUUCGAGUCCCAGCGCAAGGGCGGCCACGCCUCCGGCAUUCUCAGCCGCGUUACUGGAAAGAACUAG